Dreissena polymorpha is the source of this 1841-nucleotide messenger RNA. RefSeq lists its product as uncharacterized. Lineage: Eukaryota; Metazoa; Mollusca; Bivalvia; Myida; Dreissenidae. The coding region runs from base 128 to 1564 and encodes 478 amino acids. The transcript has 2 exons. The record is from RefSeq and is a predicted model, not a curated record.
CAGCCAAUCGCUGAAACCGCUGGAGGCUAGGUCAUUUUACCCUCGCACCGGUUGCACUUAACAAAGUACACAGAGGCUAUCGAUUUAACGCGUUUUUUAACCAAUUCAACUGUCAAAUUUGACAAUAAUGGUGUUAAAGUGUGGAGUUUAUGGCUGCUCAAACAAAGCAGACCGAGAGGAAGGCUUACAAUACUUCAGAUUACCUGCUAUUAUUACGAAUCAAGGCUCAUUAGCUGAGAAACUGAGCACAGAGCGACGGCAUCAAUGGCUUGUAAAACUCAACCAAAACUUCGCCGAUAAGAACCUGGGAAACCUCAGAAUCUGUUCUGAACACUUCGUAACUGGUAAAAAGGCAGAGCUCCAUGACAAAGACAACCCAGACUGGGUACCAAGUCUGAAACUAGGAGGGCAGAAGGUGACUACACCAAAUCCUGGUUUCAUUUCUCCACAGCUGGGCAGGUACAACCGAAUCCAGCAGAGGACCAAAAGGAAGCUAGAUUUAGACACAGAAGAAGUCUACGACAUACAACAAUGUGAUGAUAGCACCACCACCCAAGGCACACAAACUGACAUAGACAGUAGGUACAUGGAAGGCAUGCAAAGUGAACUGACUGCCCUCAGGACUGAAAUUGAUUAUCUGAAAUCAGUUUCAGUAAGCAGCAAGAUCUCAGAGGAGGCUUUUCAGGGAAAUGAUGUGAAAGUCAACUGUUUCACAGGUCUAGCCUCCUUUGCAACACUGAUGGUUCUGUUUAACUAUCUGAAAGAGUUCAUUCCAGUGUCCGACAGCUUGACAAAAUUCCAGAUCUUGAUGAUGACCUUACUUAGGUUUAGAUUUAAUUUAUCUGUACUGUUUCUUGCGCAUGAAUUUAAUAUCUCACAACCAACAGUAUCACGCUUGUUAAACUCUAUGAUAGAUGUAAUGUAUUAUCGCUUGAAGAGAUGCAUUAACUGGCCUGAAAGAGAGACGCUUGUAAAAACUAUGCCAAUGCAAUUCCGUAAACAUUUUGGCACCAAAUGCGCCGUCAUUAUAGACUGCUUUGAGAUUUUUAUUGAAAACCCGUCAAAUGUGAAAGCCCGUGCUGAAACAUGGUCUGCAUACAAACACCACAAUACUGUGAAAUUCUUAAUUGGAAUUACACCAACAGGCAGUGUGUCUUUUCUUUCAAAAUCAUGGGGUGGCAGAGUAAGUGACAAAUACAUCACAGAACAUUGUGGCUUCUUAGAUAAAAUUCUUCCAGGCGAUUUAAUAUUAGCAGACAGAGGAUUUGAUAUAAAGGAAAGCGUUGGAUCAUUAUGUGGACAUGUGUAUACGCCUGCUUUUACUAGAGGACAGCGACAGCUAUCAGCAGCGGAUAUAGAGUCGACACGAAAACUAGCAAAUGUUAGGAUUCAUGUGGAACGCAUUAUUGGGACAGUUAGACAGAAAUACCCCAUAUUAAAUGGAACAGUCCCUAUUCGCCUAAUCAUGGGUAAAGAUGAAAAUGGAUUGACCAUGAUUGACAAAAUAGGAGUUGUUUGUUGUUCACUGAUUAAUUUGAAUAAUCCUGUUAUCUGUUCCGAUUGAAAUAAUUUAUCACCAAGAUCAAAUCAAUCAUUUGAAUUAACUUGGCCAGACUAUUAAGUUAUUUUACCUCAAGCUUGUUCAAUCAUACAUAACUGUAGCUCAAUUGAAUGAAGUAAAGGAAGAAAACAACUUGUUUAUAAACAAUUUUAAUUUGGCUAUAUUUUAAUUCACAUACUGACAAGUUACUGUGUAUCUGAGAAUUAUUUUACUGGCAUAUUUUCUGUCACACAACUCAUUUUAUAAGUAGAAACAACAAAUAAAUACACAAAUAUAUUUA